UCAGAGAACCAUUAGCAGAAACUCCAGGAACACAGCAGGAGAAGAAACGCUUUCAAACGCUUGUGAAGCAAGAACAAUAUUUUAACUAAAGUGGCUUGUUAAAUCUUGUUUUGUCUAACGUUCGUGGCAGUGGGACUACACAAGGCAAUAUUGGCUCUUUCUGUUAUCAUGCUGCUCUUUGAGGCAGGAGUGUCCUCAUCCCCCUCUUCCUCAGGCUUGGAGAAUCAGAUCUUCCAAUAUAUUGAUCUUCAUCAAAAUGAAUUUAUUCAGACCCUUAAGGAAUGGGUAGCCGUGGAGAGUGAUUCUAUUCAACCACGGCUAAGACAAGAAGUAACACGAAUGGUGGAAUUAACAGCAGACAGGCUUCGAGCUUUGGGAGCCACUGUUGGGUUAGUGAAGUUGGGAUCCCACAAGCUGCCUGAUGGCCAGAGCCUUCUGUUGCCUCCUCUAAUUCUAGCAGAACUUGGUAAAGAUCCACAAAAACCCACUGUAUGUUUCUAUGGCCAUGUGGACGUACAACCUGCCAAAAAAGAAGAUGGAUGGAAAACUGACCCCUACACACUGACUGAAACUGAUGGAAAUCUUUAUGGGCGUGGAGCAACAGAUAACAAAGGACCUGUCUUGGCCUGGAUAAAUGCAGUGGAUGUAUUCAGAGCACUAAAAUUAGACAUGCCAGUAAACCUCAAGUUCAUUAUUGAAGGUAUGGAAGAAGCAGGAUCUCUUGGACUAGAGGAAUUAAUUAAGAAAGAAAAUCAGCUUUUUUUCUCUGAUGUUGACUAUAUUGUGAUUUCGGAUAACCUUUGGCUUAGCAACAGGAAACCAGCCCUCACCUAUGGGACUCGGGGGAACCUCUGCUUCUUCGUGGAGGUACAGUGUGGGGAGAGAGAUCUUCAUUCAGGAAGUUUUGGAGGCAUCAUUCAUGAACCAAUGACCGAUCUAAUAGCUCUGCUUGAUAGCCUUGUGGAUACAUCAGGUCAUAUUUUGAUCCCUGGAGUCUAUGAUAAUGUUGCUUCCCUUAUGGAAGAGGAGAAGAAGUUAUAUGAAGCAAUUGAAUUUGAUCUAGAGGAACAUAAAAAUAAUAGUGGUGUGAAAAAAUUCCUAUAUGACACUAAGGAGGAAGUACUUAUGCACCUGUGGCGUUAUCCCUCUCUCUCUAUUCAUGGGAUUGAAGGAGCUUUUCACGAACCAGGAAUAAAAACAGUUAUACCCGCAAGAGUAAUAGGAAAAUUUUCAAUCCGGCAAGUCCCUCACAUGGACAUUUCAAUCGGAGAACGUCAGGUGAUACAAUAUUUAGAGGAUGUAUUCUCUAAGAGAAACAGCCCAAACAAACUGAAGGUGUCUGUGCCAAUAAGUGCAAUGCCAUGGGUUGCUGACAUAAAUUCUCCUCUUUAUACAGCAGCAAGAAGGGCAAUCAAAACAGUUUUUGGACAAGAUCCAGAAAUGAUCCGGGAUGGCUCAACAAUUCCUAUUGCCCAAACGUUCCAGAAUAUAACAAGGAAGAGUGUGAUGAUGCUUCCAAUUGGAGCAGCUGAUGACGGAGAACAUUCCCAAAACGAGAAAAUAAGCAGGCACAAUUACAUUCAAGGAACAAAACUGUUUGCAACCUUUUUCUUGGAGAUUGCAAAGCUGCAUGGACAGUUACAGGAAGCGUCCAACACGACGACUACAAACUGAUGGAUCCUGGCAAGACAAUAAGCUAUACACCUGUGUAUUGGCUUAAGUAUCUAACCUCCUCCUUUACUACUCUGGAGAAACAUGUACAAACAAUAAAAUAUUUAGAAGUUGUCAUAAAUAUAAAGGGAAGGGUAACCACCUUUAAAAUCCCUCCUGGCCAUGUCUGAAACUGUUGAAAAAUUAAAUGCCUGCUACAGCUCACAACAUGCACUAACUAGCAUAUAGACAGUGUUUAACCAAAUCAAGUGAUUCCUUGCGCAAUACAAUUGGAUCAAAGGUGCCUCAUGCUCAUUGAAUGGAAUGUUUCAGUUUGUAACUUUAGCUUAGGGGGGUGUUUGGAGCAGGAAACACAGUUUAUGUUAUUAAAGUUUACUUAUUUCCAGACAUGAGCCAGGUCAGCCGAUAGUUGGGGGGUACAGUGAGGGCAGCUGGCUUCAGCAGUGUUACUGAGCAUGCUCAGUGCAUUUGAGCAUGCUCAAUACAAGCCAAGCAGCAAAUCUGGGGUGGGGGAGCAUGUGACCCUGCAUGCCCUCCCGCCCCGUAUUACUGCUGCUUAUUUGCAGUUUGGCAAAGAUCGUAUUGCUUUGUUCACAUUCCAAUUCCUGAACAUAAGCUCCUUCGCAGUACCCCUUCUUUCCUUUUGGCUAUGUAUGAAUUUCUAUCAGAUGAUUUGCUGAAAAAUAUUUCACCAUAUUAACCUCUUGCCUGGUCACUUUUCCUAUGCAAAAAACUGGAAAUAAGAUGAAUAUGCCAUCAGGAUCAGUUUGUCAAACUCAGUGCAAAGGAUAGCCCAGUCCUGAAAUCUCUCAUUCUCAUGAGCAGUCCCUCUGAAGUCAAUGGAGCUUCUCAGGUGAAAAGAGAUUUGCCAGUUUGGAUCCUGCCUCGUUCUUUGUUUAAUCCUAUUCUCUUCCCAUUUUGCUGUUUGUCAUUAAAGAUUGCUGUGUAUUAUUCUCCUCCUUAAUGUGACUUUAUUUUUAUACACCAAGCAUGAAGUCAUUCAUGAAUAUCUUUUCAGAUGGAUAGUGUAUCACCUGAAUAGGUGUUUUACUCCCAACUCAGCUGGUUCUAAAUUGUCAUCACUUUUAAAGUAUCAAUUUUAGGUUAAGAACAAAUUAAAAACUAAGACAAGUGAUGUGUGUUGAAACUACAUUUACA
Molecule: messenger RNA, 2829 nt
Organism: Caretta caretta (loggerhead turtle)
Lineage: Eukaryota; Metazoa; Chordata; Testudines; Cheloniidae
Gene: CNDP1
Product: carnosine dipeptidase 1
Biological process (GO): proteolysis
Cellular component (GO): cytosol
Molecular function (GO): metallodipeptidase activity
Source: RefSeq, a predicted model, not a curated record